CGUGCCUUCCUUUUCUACGGAGAGAAAAUCCCAUUUAAUUUUAAAGAGAGAGAAAAAAACACAACACACAGAGACAGAAAAAAAAAAAAAAGCAUAGAAAAGGAGGGUUAAGGAAGAAGAAGAAGGAGAAGCCGGACCCAAGCGUCCGCGUUUCAUCUUUCACCUCCUUCCUCCUAACCCUCCCUUAAAUCAUAAUCCCAUAUUCAUAUAUUGCAUUCGAGCUAUUGUUUGUUUUUACGUACACAUGUCGUAGUAGUUCAUGAUUUUGACCUUAAAAUAAUUCUCAUUUUGUUUUCAAGGUAUUUCUACCUCAAGUUUGUCACAUUGUUAGGUUUAUUAUAUUCGAGAUAUUGUCCGUCUUAUAUUCAUCAUAUACGAUAUACGAGAGACAUUGUCUGCUCCUUAGCUUCAUCGUCGUGUUUUGAGGUAUUGUCUGCUUUGACGCUCGACGACAUUGGAUCAUCAUUUCUAUGGGUAACUGCUGCGUUGUGCCUUCCGGUCAAACAAGAAAAGAAAAAAAACAAAAGAAGAAGUGGAAUCCCUACGAGGACGGGUGGGGGAAGAAGCUGGUGGUGCUGACGGAGCCCACGGGCCGGGACAUCGGGCUGCGUUACGACCUGGGCCGGGAGCUGGGCCGAGGUGAGUUCGGGGUAACAUAUCUGUGCCAAGACAGGGAGACGAAGGAGGAGUUAGCAUGCAAGAGCAUUUCAAAGAAGAAGCUUCGAACCGCGAUAGAUAUCGAGGACGUGAGGAGGGAGGUGGAGAUCAUGCGGCUCUUGCCUAAACACCCGAACGUCGUGUCGUUGAAGGACACAUACGAAGAUGACAAUGCCGUUCACCUCGUCAUGGAGCUCUGCGAGGGCGGCGAGCUCUUCGACCGUAUCGUGGCGCGUGGCCACUACACCGAGCGCGCCGCCGCCACCGUCACCAGAACCAUUGUCGAAGUCGUGCAGAUGUGCCACAAACAUGGCGUGAUGCAUCGUGAUCUCAAACCUGAGAACUUUUUGUUUGGAAACAAGAAGGAAACAGCACCUUUGAAAGCUAUUGACUUUGGAUUGUCGGUUUUAUUCAAACCAGGUGAAAGAUUUAACGAGAUAGUUGGAAGUCCAUAUUACAUGGCUCCUGAGGUAUUAAAGCGUAAUUAUGGCCCUGAAGUAGAUAUCUGGAGUGCUGGAGUAAUUCUCUACAUCUUACUUUGUGGCGUCCCACCGUUUUGGGCAGAAACUGAAAAGGGAGUUGCUCAAGCUAUUAUUCGAUCUGUUGUUGAUUUUAAAAGGGAGCCAUGGCCGAAGGUUUCUGAUAAUGCAAAAGACCUUGUGAAGAAGAUGCUUGAUCCUGACCCAAAGUGCCGUCUUACUGCACAAGAAGUGUUAGAUCAUCCGUGGUUACAGAAUGAAAAGAAAGCCCCUAAUGUUUCAUUGGGAGAAACUGUUAGAUCAAGGCUCAUGCAAUUUUCUGUAAUGAACAAGCUUAAGAAAAGAGCUUUGAGGGUGAUUGGAGAGUUUUUGUCUUUAGAAGAAGCUGCUGGAAUAAAAGAGGGAUUCCAGCUAAUGGAUACAAGCAAUAAAGGCAAGAUUAACAUGGAUGAGCUGCGAGUAGGGUUGCAUAAACUAGGUCACCAAAUUCCUGAUGGGGAUGUCCAAAUACUUAUGGAUGCUGGUGAUGUAGACAACGAUGGGUACCUAGAUUAUGGCGAGUUUGUAGCCAUUUCUAUUCAUCUGAGAAAGAUAGACAAGGAUGAGCACCUUCACAAAGCCUUCCAAUUUUUCGAUAAGAACCAAAGUGGAUAUAUUGAAAUUGAGGAGUUACAUAAUGCCUUAGUUGAUGAGAUUGAAACAAACAGUGAAGAAGUCAUUAAUGCAAUUAUGCAUGAUGUGGACACAGAUAAGGAUGGAAAAAUAAGUUAUGAGGAAUUUGCUGCAAUGAUGAAAGCAGGCACAGAUUGGAGGAAAGCAUCGAGGCAGUAUUCAAGAGAGAGGUUCUCUAGCUUAAGUCAGAAAUUGAUCAAGGACGGAUCUUUGCAAUUGAACAAUGAUGACGGUAGUAGACUUUAUUAGAAGAAAUAAUAACAAAGUUGUUUUACUCGGGCAAAGCCAAAGGAGAAGAGUCAUCAUCCCUUUAUUCUUUUCCCCUUCAUUGUUAUAUUCUUUUCUCUAAUUUUUUCUUAUAUACUUUCGAGGGGUUAGUUAAAUUAAAUAUAGGGUAUAUAUAUAUAUAUGCAUGAGAAGUAAGUAAUGUCUGUGGCUUGCAGAAGUUAAUGGAGAAAGGAGAAGGUGGAGGAUUGGACAAGUCUUCAAUGUGUGACUGUAAAUAUUUUCCAAUAGUCACACUUAUAUUAUAAAUUUA
Messenger RNA from Glycine soja, 2346 nucleotides. RefSeq names its product calcium-dependent protein kinase 20-like. Gene Ontology annotation, molecular function: calcium-dependent protein serine/threonine kinase activity; calcium ion binding; calcium/calmodulin-dependent protein kinase activity. Bases 471 to 2057 code for a protein of 528 amino acids. The record is from RefSeq and is a predicted model, not a curated record. Gene Ontology annotation, biological process: peptidyl-serine phosphorylation; intracellular signal transduction; protein autophosphorylation. The transcript has 9 exons. NCBI's taxonomy places the organism in Eukaryota, Viridiplantae, Streptophyta, Magnoliopsida, Fabales, Fabaceae. Gene Ontology annotation, cellular component: cytoplasm; nucleus.